Messenger RNA from Saprolegnia diclina VS20, 999 nucleotides. RefSeq lists its product as hypothetical. The record is from RefSeq and is a predicted model, not a curated record. Gene Ontology annotation, biological process: protein transport. Gene Ontology annotation, cellular component: cytoplasm. The transcript has 4 exons. NCBI's taxonomy places the organism in Eukaryota, Oomycota, Saprolegniomycetes, Saprolegniales, Saprolegniaceae. Bases 1 to 942 code for a protein of 313 amino acids.
AUGGCGCACACGUUGGGCUUUGCGGGCAAAGCCAGCGUCCACGUGCAGCUCGAGACACCGACGUGCGCGGCGACGGACCUGCUCAUUGGCACAGUGAGCGUGCGCGUGACGCAGCCCGUCGCGUGCAGCGAGAUUGUGGUCAUCGUCGCCGGGAACGAGCGCGUUGCGUGGACCGAGGCGUGGACCGAGAAGGAGGCGGCGGGGCACACCGAGAUGAUCUUUGACGGUCGCGAGUUCUUUCGACAAAAGAUUGUACUCUGCAGUGUCGAGAGCGAGCUCGCGCCAGGCCAUUACGCCUACCCGUUCCAGUACCGCAUGCCCGCCGGCCUUCCGGGCAGCUAUGACAACGAGAACGACCAGGACGUCCAGGCCAUCAUCGAGUAUGGCGUCGAAGGCGCGCUGUGCGUCCGCGGCGUCCUCGCCCAAGACGCUUCCGACCGGCACGCGUUCACCAUGUAUGCAGUCCCGUCCCUGAGCGAGACGCCAAGUGUCGCCGAAAAGGUGCAGCUUUUGCGCUCUUUUUGCUGCCUGCGCCACGGUCAGUGCACGCUGCGUGUCGCCCUCGACAAGUGCGGCUACGGCCUCGGCCAAGUGCCCAUCGUCCAGUGCGACGUAAAAAACUCAUCGACCAAAGACAUGCGCGCAAUGCGGUUCGAGCUGGUCCGCGUCGUCGAAGUGUUUGCACGCGGCCGGAUUCGGUCGCUGCAAACCGUGCUCUGCGACGAACUCUUCUCGGGCGUUCCCGCGGGCCGUGUGCUCUCGCAGCCCCAGCCCUUUUCGCUCCACGGUCGCGGUCUCUACCCUAGCACGAGCGGCAACUUUGUGUCAUGCAGCUACUACAUUGAAGUCGAUUUUGACAUUCCGACGUGCCCGAUUGUGGAACUCCGCUUGCCACUGACGAUUGGCGCACCGAUUCCGGACGCCUUUUCCCCGCCGGAAUAGUUAGUUGUCACCACCGUAUACAUAAUUGUCAACGAAUGGUCUUGUAUUUAUAGCAUA